Molecule: messenger RNA, 534 nt
Organism: Globicephala melas (long-finned pilot whale)
Lineage: Eukaryota; Metazoa; Chordata; Mammalia; Artiodactyla; Delphinidae
Gene: SMLR1
Product: small leucine rich protein 1
Source: RefSeq, a predicted model, not a curated record
AUGACGCUUGCUAAGCUUGCAUGUUGGGAAGCUGAAGAGCUGCUAAAGUUCAGUGUAGGAGGGGCAGGAGUGGAGAUCACAGAAAGUUUCCCAGAGGAAGAAACUUCUAAGUUUAGUGAAGCCAGAAAGAAACUUGGUGGUUACCACACCAGCCACAUCACUAUCGUUCAGGGGGCACCUUCUACUGCUAAGGAUGUGCUGAGCAAAGGCCAGAGCCCCAGAAGAAAACAAGUGUGGACUCAGCGAGCUGCCCUCAUCUGAGGGCGAACCCCACCACCAGCCCGGGGUUGGGGGGGGAUCGGUGGUCUGUGUGAUAUGGCAAUGAGCCCCGUACUGUCGGAGUUCCUGAGAGAGCUCCCAGGCUGGCUCCUGCUCUCUGGCAUCUUCCUGCCCGUGACUUUGCUGCUGUUCCUUCUCAUUGCCUACUUCAGGAUCAAGCUGAUGGAGGUUAAUGAAGAACUGUCACAGACUCCUGACCACCAACACAAUCGUAAGGCUAGCUCUUCCUGGUACCAGAGAGAGAAACGGACGUGA